Messenger RNA from Radiomyces spectabilis, 1605 nucleotides. RefSeq lists its product as uncharacterized. The transcript is spliced from 7 exons. NCBI's taxonomy places the organism in Eukaryota, Fungi, Mucoromycota, Mucoromycetes, Mucorales, Radiomycetaceae. The coding region runs from base 1 to 1605 and encodes 534 amino acids. The record is from RefSeq and is a predicted model, not a curated record. Gene Ontology annotation, molecular function: NADH dehydrogenase activity.
AUGCAAGCUGCAUCUCGAAUCAGUCCAUUACGAGUUUGGACCAGCCGUGCUGUUGUCCGUUCUUCCGCGAUCGCCGCCAGUCAACAACAGAGACGUUUGGCGAGCACGGUGGCAGCUGCCCCUAAAAAAUAUUCCAAAUGGAGAAUGGUGAAGACCGGCUUGAAAGUCGGAACAGUGGGUGCUAUUGCGUAUGGAAGUUAUGCCAUGUGGGAGCACCGUCAUCCCACGACUCAGGACGAGAUCGAUCCUGCCAAGAAGACAAUUGUUGUUCUCGGUAGCGGUUGGGCAUCGACAUCAUUUUUAAAGGCUAUUGAUACCGAUCAGUAUAAUGUGGUUGUCGUAUCACCGAGAAAUUAUUUCUUAUUCACUCCUUUGUUGCCAAGCUGCACUGUCGGUACGGUUGACGUGCGUUCCAUUGUCGAACCUGUGCGAUUCAUCACUCGUCACAAGUCUCGCGUUGUCAAGGUGUAUGAGGCUGAGUGUACCGAAAUCGAUCCCGAGAAGAAGGAAAUCACCAUCAUUGAUAACUCCGAAGUCAAGGGAUCGCAAGAGAUCAGCACCUUGCCCUACGAUUACUUGGUGAUUGGUGUGGGUGCCACUAACCAGACUUUUGGUAUCAAGGGUGUGGAGCAAUACGGUUGUUUCCUCAAGGAAGUGUGGGAUGCGCAAAGAAUCCGAACCAAGUUGAUGGACUGUAUUGAAACGGCUGCUUUCCCUGGCCAAUCCUCCGAGGAAAUUGACCGCUUGUUGCAUAUGGUCGUCGUCGGUGGUGGGCCUACCGGUAUCGAAUAUGCUGCUGAAUUGCAUGAUUUCUUGAUGGAUGAUCUUACAGCCUGGUAUCCUGAAUUGGCUGGUAAGGUCAAGAUUACAUUGGUGGAAGCUUUGCCGAAUGUAUUGCCGGCGUUCUCCAAGCAGUUGAUCGAUUACACCGAAUCCACUUUCAAGGAACAAAACAUCACGAUUCACACCAAGACCAUGGUCAAGGAAGUUCGUGAAAAGGAAAUCGUUGUUCAACGCCCUGACGGUGUUGCAGAUACCAUUCCCUAUGGUUUGUUAGUGUGGGCCACGGGUAACACUUCUCGACCUCUGAUUCGCAAUCUGAUGGAGAAGUUCCCCGAGACUCAGACCAUUCGCCGAGGAUUGACUGUGGACGACUGGUUGCGUCUCAAGGGCAGUGAGGAUAUCUUUGCCGUGGGUGAUGCUACUGCCACCAAAUACGCCCCUACCGCUCAGGUCGCUGCCCAGCAGGGCAAAUAUUUGGCACGCGUUUUCCAACUGUUGGCCGCACGAGAAAAUUUGGAAUCGGAGAUUGAGCAAGCAACGACUUUGGAUGAGAAGCAGAAGAAGGAGCGCAAAUUGCAAAAGGUGAAAGACAUCAAGCCCUUCCAUUACUCUCAUCAAGGAUCCCUGUGUUACAUCGGCUCCGACAAAGCCAUUGCUGAUUUGCCUUUUGGUCAAGGCAACUUGGCCUCCGGUGGUGUUGCCACUUACGCUUUCUGGCGUUCCGCUUAUGUUUCCAACUUGUUCUCGGGACGUAACCGCGCACUUGUCAUCACAGAUUGGUUGAAGAAGACGGCUUUGGGUCGUGACAUUUCGAGAGAAUAG